Messenger RNA from Anguilla anguilla (European eel), 2937 nucleotides. RefSeq lists its product as uncharacterized. Gene Ontology annotation, biological process: protein desumoylation. The transcript has 9 exons. Lineage: Eukaryota; Metazoa; Chordata; Actinopteri; Anguilliformes; Anguillidae. Bases 670 to 2895 code for a protein of 741 amino acids. Gene Ontology annotation, cellular component: nucleus. Gene Ontology annotation, molecular function: deSUMOylase activity. The record is from RefSeq and is a predicted model, not a curated record.
UCUGAAUCAUUUUGUCCUCGUUUUCAUCGCGUUAGAGGAUACAUUGCAACACCUACUUACGGAUUUUGGUCUCCGUUUCUAUAACAAGCUUAUAGAAACGCGUAGCUAGCUAUAGCUAGCUAGUUAGCUAGCUAGUCCAAGUCUUAUCCAACUGAACUCCUGAAAGUUGGUUCCUUUUUUAUGUGUAAUCGCAGUCCCGCAUUUGCAUUUCAUAUAAAUGUCUUAGUUACCACAUAACAUGUGAUUAAAUGAGCGGUAUGAUUGCUUUGUUUUCUUUGGUGUUUUUGAUCAUUUGUUUCGCAAGUUAGCCUUCAUAUAACGAUAGCCAAACUGGUGGGUUUUAGCUGGCUACCUUAGACUGGUCUCAAUGGUAGAAUUUGAAUAAUUCAGAAAAGGGUCGGCUAGACGUCUUGGUUGGCUACCGACACCAUCAUCGGUUUGAAUGCAUGCAGUUUACUUGCUAACUAGAACUAGGGGAUAACAUUGCAGGUACUGAACACUGGAUAGCUACCUAACCCCGGUUUUAAUGGCGGUAUCGAAGUACAGGUGUUUAUUACAGCGCAAAAUUGACCGUUUGGGACCGUGUUGGAAAAUAAUUGUAAGCGCGUGAAUGUAUUCCUAAAUUGUUUCCGUUUGACCGCUUGUCCUCAGCUCUCUCCCUGGAUCAUAAUGUACCAUCGCCAUCCUCAGCGAUCAGUGAAUGUUACGACUCUUGCCGUUCCUCCUUGUACCUGGCCCGGGGUAAGCGUCCGGGAACGUCGCUACAAACGCAGCCCACCUCACUGUCGCGAGAGGCGAAGCAUCACAACCGCAGCGCUUAGAAUCUUGCGCGAGAGGACAGCGCUGCAGUUGGAGGUCAAAUAUACGAGUAAGAAGAGGACAAAGGCCCGUCGCAAGCCUCGGAGGUCCACUCACCUGCUGAUUCCCUUUAAGUGUGGGGCCCGGGUUUCGAGACAUUGGACUGUCAGCCACCAGCUUGCAUAUUCCAACCCCAGAGAGAACGGGGACUCCACUGGGCCUGUAUGCACACCAGAGUCAUACAGGUCUCUGCCUCAGAAAACUACUGUAAAAGCCACUGGACUGCCGACUGACAGCAAUACACUCUGUGACCCUCCAGCAGGGGGGGCAGCUGGUAAUCGGAAUAAGCUGAGAAAAAAAGGACCUUCCGCUCCCAGGCAGCACCCCGAACUGAGGAAGAGGUCGGGGCCUGGCGAGAACAAGUCGGCGGAGGUCUCUCUCCCGUUGAUGCGGUGUUCGCCCGACGUCCAGCAGCGGUGCCGAGUCGGGAAGCCCCACAGCGGGAGUCUCGGGAAAGAGAGGAAGGCCAAGAGGUUUUCCCGGAUCUCCACCCUCAGGGGCCGGAGGCUGCGAGCGGGCGUGCUGGGAUACCUGUGCGGCCUGAGCGCGGAGACCAAAGAGCUGAUCAGGGAGGUCCAUGGGGAGCACCUGCUGAGACUGAAGCACAGGAGCCAAAAGGGGGAGGAGAGGAGGGAUGGGGUAGGGCUGGCCCGGGGAACCAUGGUGCACGACGGCUCUGGACCCCGAACGCCCGCGGCGGUGGUGGCGGCGGCGGGGGGACAUGGGCGCGCCUCCGGCCGCAAGCGGACGCCCAAGGCCUGCGACUGCUGCGGACCCAACUGCAGGCCCCCCCCGCCCAAGGCCCCGGCCCCGGCCCACGGGACGCCGGGGAGGAGGGGCCGCAGGAAGAAGGUCCCGGAGGCGGAGCCACCGACGACUCGGGACGCGCCCCCGCCGGGCGACGACUCCGCCCCCCUCAACGGCGCCAGCGACCCGCCGCACGGCGUGGACAUGGAAGUGUCGCCGCCGGCGACGGAGGGGGCGGCGUCGGGGGAAGUGCCCGUUUCGGAAGCGCCCGUUUUGGAAGCGCUCGAAUUAGAGGUGCCCGAAUUGGAGGUGCCCGUGCUGGAGUCCCCCGAAUUGGACGUGCCCGCGGUGGAGUCGCCCGAAUCGGAGGUUUCGGAGUCCUGCCGCAGCCAGCGCGCCAACCCACUCCUGGACCAUCGCUAUUGCAAGACCGAGGAUGGGGACUCUGCCACAGAGGAGGAGGCGGCUAAAAACCAACUACUGACCACAGAAGUCAACAACGAGGACCUAACAGAACUUAUCCAUGAAUUCCUGGAGCACUUCUAUGGGAAAUAUGGGAGUUUCAUCCCACUUAGUGAGACCGAUGUUCUUGAGCACCUUAACAAGAAGUUGAACUCUGACCUCACCGACAGGAAGACCUUCAUCUUCUCAGAAGUGACGAAGUACCGGGCCGGAUUAGCCUGUGCUCCUAUGCACUAUUUCAAAGUGGCCUACAACAAGCACACGCUGACCCUGGAGGACCUCUCCACCCUGGACGACCAAAACUGGGUCAAUGACCAGGUGAUAAAUAUGUAUGGUGAAUUAAUUGUGGAGGCUGCUAACCAGAAGGUUCAUUUCUUCAACAGCUUCUUCCACAGGCAGCUCGUAGCCAAAGGAUAUGAAGGAGUAAAGAGGUGGACCAAAAAGGUUGACCUUUUCACCAAAAGCCUGCUGCUCAUUCCCAUUCACCUGGAGAUCCACUGGUCUCUGAUCACCGUGGACGUCACCAACCAGAACAUCCACUUCUACGACUCCCAGGGCAUCAUGUUCAAGUACGCUGUGGAGAACAUCUUAAAAUACAUUCUGGCUGAAGCGAAAGAUAAGAAACACACAGCGUACCAGAAAGGCUGGAAGAUGAUUGUAAACAAGAGUAUUCCACAACAGAAGAACGACAGUGACUGUGGGGUGUUUGUUUUAGAGUACUGUAAGUGCCUGGCACUGAAGCAGCCGCUGCAGUUCACACAGGAGGACAUGCCCAAAGUACGGAAGAGGAUUUACAAGGAGCUCUGCGAGUGCAAACUCAAAGGCUGAGGCGGGCCUCCGUUAAGCCCCAGCCCCGCCCCCCGAACCCCC